UAAGUCUGAAUCGGUUACCAAAGUGAAGGAGUUCUUACUCGAAGUAUUCCCCGAUAACAUGCCAGAAAUCAUUUUUUAUGACAAUGCGUGUGGUCUCUACUCCCACAUACGAUCUAACCCCAUAGACGCUGAUAAAUUCAAGAAUACGAUGUUACCGGUUGAUACUUUUCACAUCAAGUCUCACAAGGAGUCGCAUACUACGUGCCGACUCAAUAAUGAUCCUCAUCUUUUUCCGGAACUGAAAAAGCCGGAUGGAGCCUGGCGUUUCAAUGCCUCGGCCGCAGAGAUAACCAAAGCUUGGUUUGGAAGGUUUGAUGCCAUGUGUCGAAACAUGGGCCAUGUUAGAUACAAUUUUUUCUUAGAUGAAAUGAUACGACUUCAUAAUAAUCGUUUGUUGGAAAAGUUGGAGGCUCGGGCCAACGUUUCUUUUAUUGGUCACUUUGAUAUGUCUCGGUCAUCAGACCUUCCAUGAUUUGAUGCUUCCCAGGCAGCGCCGCACUUAUUCUUCCUGUCUCUCUAUGCUAUCUUAUCUUAUCAUUUGUUUCAUGUCUGUCGUCUUUGUCUCUCUCAUUGUAAUGUUGUCUGAUCUCACAAACACCUCACUAUGGAUGGAAAGAUUGGGUUAUGCUAUAAGUGUUUCUAUAGCCAUAACAAUUAUUC
Molecule: messenger RNA, 660 nt
Organism: Melampsora larici-populina 98AG31
Lineage: Eukaryota; Fungi; Basidiomycota; Pucciniomycetes; Pucciniales; Melampsoraceae
Exons: 2
Coding region: 59-472 (137 amino acids)
Source: RefSeq, a predicted model, not a curated record